GGGGGAUCCUGUCGCUGACGAUCAACAACGCGACGGCGCAGUCGCAGUUCUCGCUGUCGCUCACCGAGUGCGCGGAGUUCAUCAGCCCGCUCAAGUCGGACGACUCGUGCCAGCCUGCGCCGGCAGCUGCAGAACUGGGACGUGAUCCAGACGUUCCACGCGCCGCUCGCCACGGGGCUGCUGGCGCAGACCGUGGGACAGCAGUGCGGCGGGUUACGCUUCCUGACAAUUGCGUACCCGGGCUACUUCUACGCACCUAACCCCGGGUUUCACGACAUCGACUUCCUGGCGAAGAUCUUGUACGCCGGCACGUAUACGGUGCAGAACAACACAAUCCCUCCCCGCAUGGUGCGACAGGGGCCGUGGCCCGCAGGAGGUGGCUGGUCCAACAAUG
Molecule: messenger RNA, 394 nt
Organism: Mycena citricolor
Lineage: Eukaryota; Fungi; Basidiomycota; Agaricomycetes; Agaricales; Mycenaceae
Source: the annotation of a GenBank genome assembly